This is a messenger RNA of Ziziphus jujuba (common jujube), 1237 nucleotides long. RefSeq lists its product as uncharacterized. The record is from RefSeq and is a predicted model, not a curated record. Bases 216 to 908 code for a protein of 230 amino acids. Lineage: Eukaryota; Viridiplantae; Streptophyta; Magnoliopsida; Rosales; Rhamnaceae. The transcript has 6 exons. Gene Ontology annotation, molecular function: nucleic acid binding.
UCAACAAAUUUAAAAGAAAAAUCCAAAGAACAAACCUUUGGGUCCCUUUUCAAUUUCAGAAAAAGUAAGGGGCUCUCUGAAAUUGCUCAAUUCCCAAAACGACAACCAGCAUGCCGCUAUAUCCCCUAGCUUUUUGCUGCGCUGCCGUUCCCUCUGAUUCUCCAUACUCCAAAGCUUGAAGAGCCUCGCCUUUGCUCUUUGUCGUCCUUGGAAAAAUGCCAAAGCUGAGUCUUCUCCGAACAGUAAUCAGAUCGAACCCCUCCUUCUUUACUGUUCGAGCUGAUAAGAAUGGCCUCUCUUCGCUUCUUCUUCGCGAAUCGCCGAGAUUCAUUUCCACCGAAGCAGAAAACCAACCGCCUAAGGACCCCCCUGUGGAAAAUUCAUUUCUCGAAACCCCUGGCACUGGUUUGGUGUAUGGUAAACUGUAUGGCAUUACAAGAAAUACAUUGAAGACAGAUAUUGUGAAUUUGCUAGAGGGUUGUAACUUGACCUUGGAAGAUGUUAAAGUUGACUAUAGCCGGAGCUUCACCCCACUUGGAAUGAUGGUGCAAUUCCCCUCUCGUCAAGCUUAUGAACAGGCAGCUAGAGUGAUUUCACGGAGGGGUCGUCUGAACAGAUUGGAGAGGGCUGAUCGGUCACAGUGGGAUAUUCUUACACCCUAUGAUGGAAAAACUGUUUUACUGCAAGGAAUUCCUAGAAAUGCAGUUCCAGAAGAUGUAGAACGCUUUCUGUCUGGUUGUCAAUAUGACGCAUCCUCCAUCCAGAUAUUCCUCAGAGCAGCAUACCCAGAUCCUAUUAAAAUGGCUACUAUACGUUUUCCCUCCCCAACUGAAGCAAUGAACGCAUUUAUCACAAAGAACAGGGCCUUCUGUCUGAAUAGUCAAGUGACAGUGCGUGUUCUUCAGUAAGGAUUUUGCUUCUUUCUUCCACUGAGGGGCAUUAUUUCAAGACAAAAGGUGAAGGUAGGAGGAGAUAAUAGGAGGAUUAAAGAUGCCUGCAGUCUGUAAUUUGAAUUGACACAUUAGGAAAUUACUUCUUGUGAGAGGCUUUUGGAGAUUUUCUAUUUUGAUCUCAUUUUGGUUUACGGACAAAUUGAGUUCAGUGUUGGAUAUUCCUAUCAACAAGUAUGUUCAUCUUUACUCGUUGAUCUUUUGUUGACUAGAAGUAACUACGAAGAUAUUGAUUGUUGUUCUUUUUCUGAAGUAAAGGGAAAUUAAUAAAACCAACUUUUUUGUCA